Bipolaris sorokiniana ND90Pr is the source of this 1147-nucleotide messenger RNA. RefSeq lists its product as uncharacterized. The record is from RefSeq and is a predicted model, not a curated record. The transcript is spliced from 2 exons. NCBI's taxonomy places the organism in Eukaryota, Fungi, Ascomycota, Dothideomycetes, Pleosporales, Pleosporaceae. Gene Ontology annotation, biological process: Golgi to plasma membrane protein transport; Golgi to endosome transport; protein localization to Golgi apparatus. Gene Ontology annotation, cellular component: Golgi membrane; trans-Golgi network. The coding region runs from base 105 to 713 and encodes 202 amino acids.
CCGCGAACAGGCAACCUUGCCAACUAGUAAUACAGGACCAACCGACGUGACCUUGGGACUCUCCACUCCAUAUGCCCAUGCCAUAGCGCAUCGCCUGCGGAUUCAUGCCACGCCGACGCCGCCCCCCUCGACCCGGUGCACUCGCGGAUCUCUCGCCAAUCCGCAUCCUCUCCCAGAUUGUCCUCCUGCAACUUGCAUACUAUGCAUGCGCCGGGAUCCUUAUUCUCUUCACUGCCCUGGUAGCGGGCAAGGAGGUCAGCCUGGAUCUCCUCUUCAACUGGCAAAGCCUGAGCGGAGAUACUACGGUUGGAUGGACAUUGGGCCUGGUCUGGAUGUUGAAUAGCCUCGCCUGUGCCAUUUUCAUACUGCUCCUCAUCGCCCGCUCUAAGCUCGUCCUUGAUUUUGCCCUUACCGUGCACUUUAUUCACUUGAUCGUCACCUCCUUAUACACGCAUGCGAUACCCGCGAACCUCUUCUGGUGGGCGCUACAGAUAUGCAGCGCGACCAUCAUGACUUCCUUGGGUGUGUGGGCAUGCCAGUGGCGUGAAUUGAGACCCAUCAACUUUGGGAGCAAGACGCCCGCGCGACCGCAACCGCAACCGGCGGCCGAAGAAGAGGGCGGCGAGUCUAGGGGCAGAGGCAGGGGUAGAGGGAAGGACGGCGCGGGGGAAUACGAAAUGGUUGGCAUGAAUGAAGGGGAUAACAACGUCUGACCACUCUCCAUCCUUUGCAUAACAGGCGUUUGGGUUCGCCUGACUUGGACAUAUCGAUUGGCAUCGAAGCAGCAUUUUAAUAUACCCGGAGAGAGCAUAGAGCAUUAUACAUUAGCAUUUGGAUCGGGCGUCAAACAGUCUGCUCAGUCAUCAUCACUGUGGCGCGUUAACGGCACUCGAAGCUUUGUAUCGCUUUGCCUCCAAGAAACCAUUCCGACGAACUAUCUUCGAGUUCGACCGUGCCGUCCCGCAACAUGAACCACGGCAGCUCAUCUGGCUCCCCUUCGCCUUUCAUUGCCUCUUUCUCUUUGGCAUCCGUCUUUGGCGUGAUUCUGCACAUGAUUUUGUCCAGGCGUUCUAGUGAUAUCGAACGGUCUUCGACUGUGACUGCCAUAGCGAUUUUGAUAGCGCUUAGACGGUUUGGUAUAUUGAGG